UGGUGGAAUACACUGAUACUUGAGGAGCAGCUACAGAGGACUGGAUUCCUGAACAAGAUGACCACCCCUUCCCCAGACCCUCAAACUCUGGUCUUAAGUGAACAAAACGCGGUCCUAAAAAUGGAUGCUUGUGGGGAUGAAGACACCAUCUUAAGAGGAUACACCACUGACCCAGAGUCUUUCAGACAGAGGUUCAGAAAGUUUUCUUACUCAGAAGUGUCUGGACCCAGAAAAACCCUGAAUCAGCUAUGGGAGCUCUGCAUUGGAUGGCUGAGGCCAGAUAUCCACACAAAAGAACAGAUUUUAGAGCUUCUGGUCUUUGAGCAAUUCCUGACCAUUUUGCCUGGGGAGAUCAGGAUUUGGGUAAAGUCACAGCAUCCUGAGAGUAGUGAGGAGGUGGUGACCCUAGUAGAGGAUUUGACUCAAAUGCUUGAAGAAAAGGAAGAUCUGAUCUCUCAACAAUCUGUUAUUUCUCAAGAGGAGACCCCUGAAGGAGAUAAAAUGGUUUCCGUCCUUCCACAUAGUGAGUCUUGGGGGUCCGUGACAUUUAAGGAUGUGGCUGUGAACUUUUCCAGAGGAGAGUGGAAGAAGCUGGAGCCUUCUCAAAAGGAGCUUUAUAAGGAAGUGUUACUGGAGAACUUUAGGAACCUAGAAUUUCUAGGUUUUCCGGUUUCCAACUUAGAUUUAAUUUCACAGUUAAAGUGGGUUGAACUACCCUGGGUGCUGGAAAAAGAAGUCUCAGAAGCCUUGAGAAUAGAAUCAACUUUAGAGAAAAAAAUAGAAAGAUACCUGAGGGGUCAUGACUGUGGUUUUAUAGGAGAAUCCUGGAAACAUUUUGGCAGCUUAGAAGAGAUUUUCAGUAAUAAGGACUAUUCACAUGUAGCAGUCACACAAAAGAAAAGUCAUGGGAGAGGCAGUAAGGGUGAGGGAUUUGAUCCAGAAAAGACCCCCUUUGGAAAUAAUUUCAAACAAACUUCAGACAUAAUUAAACAUUUGAGAGUCUACUUACGGAAGAAGUCUCGGAGGUAUAAUGAAUGCAAGAGACCCUUCAGUUUUCAUUCAGAUCUCAUUCCGAACCGCAAGGAACAUGCUGGAGAAAAAUCACGGAAAUCUAAUGAAGGCAGGAAAACCUUAAGUCAUUCUUCAUCUCUUACUGAACAUCAGAAACAUCAGAAAAUUCAUCUGGCAGAUAAAUCACAGAAGUGCAAUAACUGUGGGAUCGUCUUGCCUCAAAACAAAAACACCUCCAUGUGUGAGAAAUGUUGCAGAGAUUUGAGUCAAGAGCCAAUCUUAAAUAAAGAUGAAGGAACUGAUACUGGAGAAAAAACCCAUAAAUGUAGCAAAUGUGGAAAAGCCUUUGGCUAUAGUGCCUCACUGACCAAACAUCGGAGAAUUCACACUGGGGAGAAACCUUAUAUGUGCAAUGAAUGUGGAAAAGCUUUCAGUGAUAGUUCAUCCCUCACACCUCAUCACAGAACUCAUAGUGGAGAGAAGCCUUUCAAGUGUGAUGAUUGUGGAAAAGCUUUCACCCUGAGCGCUCACCUCAUUAAGCAUCAGAGAGUCCAUACUGGAGAAAAGCCCUAUAAGUGUAAAGAAUGUGGGAGACCCUUCAGUGACAGUUCAUCUCUAAUUCAACAUCAGAGAAUUCAUACUGGAGAAAAACCCUAUACUUGUAACAAUUGUGGAAAAUCCUUCAGUCACAGCUCAUCCCUUUCCAAACAUCAGAGAAUUCACACUGGAGAGAAACCCUAUAAAUGUGGUGAAUGUGGGAAAGCCUUUAGACAGAACUCUUGUCUUACCCGUCAUCAGAGGAUUCACACUGGGGAAAAACCAUAUUUGUGUAAUGAUUGUGGGAUGACUUUUAGCCACUUUACAUCUGUCAUUUAUCAUCAGAGACUUCAUUCAGGAGAAAAACCCUACAAAUGUAACCAAUGUGAAAAAGCCUUCCCUACCCAUUCACUCCUUAGUCGCCAUCAGAGAAUUCAUACUGGUGUAAAACCUUACAAAUGUAAAGAAUGUGGAAAAUCUUUCAGUCAGAGUUCAUCUCUCAAUGAGCAUCACCGAAUUCAUACUGGAGAGAAACCCUAUGAAUGUAACUAUUGCGGAGCAACCUUUAGUCGAAGCUCAAUUCUCGUGGAACACCUGAAAAUUCACACUGGCAGAAGAGAAUAUGAAUGUAAUGAGUGUGAGAAGACUUUUAAGAGCAAUUCAGGCCUCAUCAGGCAUCGGGGAUUCCACUCUGGAGAGUAA
Condylura cristata (star-nosed mole) is the source of this 2250-nucleotide messenger RNA. It is a transcript of the gene ZNF483, whose product is annotated as zinc finger protein 483. Gene Ontology annotation, biological process: regulation of transcription by RNA polymerase II. The transcript has 5 exons. Gene Ontology annotation, molecular function: DNA-binding transcription factor activity; RNA polymerase II cis-regulatory region sequence-specific DNA binding. Lineage: Eukaryota; Metazoa; Chordata; Mammalia; Eulipotyphla; Talpidae. Bases 58 to 2250 code for a protein of 730 amino acids. The record is from RefSeq and is a predicted model, not a curated record.